UUUCUCCUCCCUCUUUCCUCCCUUCCUCGGCCGCCGCCGCUGCCCGACGACCGACCGACCGGCGAUGGAUCCGGUGGAAGAGACGCCGGAGGUGGUGAUGGGAGCGUACGGCGGCCCGGCGCGCCGUGUCGAGAGCGGAGCAUCAGAGACGAUGCUGCUGUGGGGCCUGGGCCAGCCGGCGUCGCACCGCCCCAACGCGUUCGCGCGGCAGGGCUUGCCGGCCUUCCCCAUCGACGCGUGCGGCCGCCGCCUGACGCUCCACCAGCAGCCGUCCUCCUUCCGGGGCGCCUCGGGGGUCACGGGCGCCGUCGUCUGGGACAGCGCCGUCGUGCUCGCCAAGUUCCUCGAGCACGCGGCCGACGCAGGGCUGCUCUCCGUACGCGGGGCGCGCGCCGUGGACCUCGGCGCCGGGUGCGGGCUCGUGUCCGCCGUCGCCGCGCUGCUGGGCGCGCGGGUGGUGGCCACAGACCUGCCUGACCGCGUCCGGCUGCUGCGCAAGAACCUCGAGGAGAACGUCCCUGUCGGGGGUGGCGCGGGCGGGUCGGCGAGGGUGGCGGAGCUGGUGUGGGGCGAGGAGUACGAGCUGGACCCGGAGCUGCUGCUCUGGCUGGACCAAGAGGCAGAGCCGCCGGAGCUGGUGCUGGGGUCGGACGUGGUGUACAGCGAGGAGGCCGUGGGCGACCUGCUGGCCACGCUCUGCCGCCUCGCCGGGCCGCGCACCACGGUGCUGCUCGCCGGAGAGCUCCGCAACGACGUGGUGGUGGAGUGCUUCCUGGAGGCGGCCAUGGGGGAGUUCGAGAUCGGGUGCAUCGAGCAGGAGCAGUGGCACCCCGACUUCCGCACCAACCGCGUCGCCAUCUUCAUCCUCAUCAAGAAGAAGAAGAAGAAGAAGAAGAAGGUCUCAUCGCCAUAGCUGCUCAACCUGAAAUGCUGAAUGCGAAUGGGCAUCCACAAGUCUGUCUGUUGGCUGCAGCUCUCGGUUGUAAGUAGACAACAAUGCCAAUGCCAACACAUUAUAUAGGAGUAGAUACAAUUUCCCCAAAAAUAUGUGGGAAAUUCGGCUACCCUUGUCGAAUCAUGGACCGUGUGCUUCAAAAGUUGAAUUCAGUACCCCUUUUUUUUUCUUUAAUUUAUGAGGAUAACGACCCCUUGAAAGUUUUGACA
Triticum aestivum (bread wheat) is the source of this 1164-nucleotide messenger RNA. RefSeq names its product protein-lysine methyltransferase METTL21D. Bases 65 to 913 code for a protein of 282 amino acids. NCBI's taxonomy places the organism in Eukaryota, Viridiplantae, Streptophyta, Magnoliopsida, Poales, Poaceae. The transcript has 2 exons. The record is from RefSeq and is a predicted model, not a curated record.